AUGUCUCCACUAGAUCGUCUCCAGAAGCUCGCGUCGCAUUUCACGUCGGCCUCGCCCGUGCCAGGCGAUCCAGUCGUGCAGGAGGGCGACAGCCAUGAAUACCACCACAGACAUAAUUUCCAUACGUUGAGCCCCACGAGCUUUCUGCCACGUGCUGCGGCAAUUGAACCUGAGGCUACUGCGAUAUACCACGUAACCGCGAACAACAAAAUCCUCCGCCGCUCGUACCAAGAGACUGCCGACCGCGCGCGCGGACUUGCAUACUUCCUGCGCAAGCACGGCUACAAGCGCGUCGGCAUACUCAGCACCAAUACGCCCGCGUUCCUCGAGUCCAUCUUCGGCAUCGCCGCCGCGGGCGCCGUGUCCGUCGCCGUGAACUAUCGUCUCAAGACGGACGACAUCUCGUAUAUCUUCCAGCACUCCGAGGUCGAUCUCAUCAUCGCGGAUUUCGAGUUCGAGAACCUGUUGGGGGCGUAUAAAGAGGCGAGGCCGAAUGUUCCCGUACUCGUUGAUAUGGAUACCGAUGCGACGGAGGGGCAAUUGUCGGGACCGUUCGACGAUGCGGUGUUGGAGGGGUUGACGUAUGAUAGAGAGACGGGCGGGAAGGCGUGGGCAGGCUUGGAGGCGCAAGCGAAGAAUGAAGAAGACGUAAUUGCGCUCGCGUACACGAGCGGCACGACCGCGAGGCCAAAAGGUGUCGAGUAUACCCAUCGAGGAUGCUAUCUUGCGGCUGUCGGUAACGUGAUCGAGUCUGGGCUCAACUACCACACCGGACGGUGCGGUUAUCUCUGGACGCUCCCCAUGUUCCAUGCCACGGGCUGGACGUUUCCUUGGGCUGUCACGGCCGUCCGUGGCACGCACUACUGUUUGCGAAAGAUCGAUUAUCCCGAGAUCUGGAGGCUGUUGAAGGAGGAGAACAUUACCCACUUCAAUGCAGCACCGACGGUGAACACCUUAUUGUGUGCUGCGAAGGAGGCAGAGAAGCUCGAUAGACCUGUCCGCGUCACCGUCGCUGCUAGCCCACCAACCGCACAUCUCUUCGAACAGAUGACGAAUCUCAAUCUGCAUCCCGUUCACGUAUACGGAUUGACGGAGACGUACGGCCCCAUCACGAAGGGAUACCACAUGCCUGAAUGGGAAGAAGUUCCAGUGAAGGAGAAGUACGCAAAGAUGGCCAGGCAAGGUCAUGGUUUCGUGAUGUCAUUACCUGCUAGAGUUAUCAAAACUGAACAACCCGAGGGCGUCUUGAUAGAUGUGAAGCGUGACGGCCAGGAGAUUGGUGAAAUCGUUUUCGAGGGCAAUAUCUGUGCGAAGGGAUACUACAAAGACGCCGAGGCGACGCGGAAAUUAUGGGCUGGCGGUGUGAAUCACUCUGGUGAUCUUGCUGUUUGGCAUCCCGAUGGUGCUAUCCAGAUCCUGGAUCGUGCAAAGGAUAUCAUUAUUUCCGGCGGCGAAAACAUCUCUAGCGUCGCACUAGAGGGCAUGCUUGCGACCCAUCCCUCCAUCCUCGAAGUCGGGGUCGUCGCCGUUCCCGACUCGCACUGGGGCGAGCGACCGAAAGCCUUCAUCACGAUCAAAGGAGGCGAGUCUGUGAAGGGCGAGGAUGUCAUCGAGUGGGCGAAGCACAAGAGCGAUAUCAGCAAGUUCAUGGUGCCGAGAGAGGUCGAGGUCGUCGAGGAGCUUCCUAAGACGAGCACUGGAAAGCUAAAGAAGAAUGUAUUGCGGGAAUGGGCGAAGGGAAAGCGGGAUGCAAAGUAA
Aaosphaeria arxii CBS 175.79 is the source of this 1758-nucleotide messenger RNA. Its product is annotated as acetyl-CoA synthetase-like protein. The transcript is spliced from 3 exons. The record is from RefSeq and is a predicted model, not a curated record. Bases 1 to 1758 code for a protein of 585 amino acids. Lineage: Eukaryota; Fungi; Ascomycota; Dothideomycetes; Pleosporales.